Panonychus citri (citrus red mite) is the source of this 1415-nucleotide messenger RNA. RefSeq names its product plasma kallikrein-like. Gene Ontology annotation, molecular function: serine-type endopeptidase activity. The record is from RefSeq and is a predicted model, not a curated record. Gene Ontology annotation, biological process: proteolysis. NCBI's taxonomy places the organism in Eukaryota, Metazoa, Arthropoda, Arachnida, Trombidiformes, Tetranychidae. Bases 312 to 1271 code for a protein of 319 amino acids. The transcript has 5 exons.
GUUUUCUUUUCACUUUUUUCUGAUGUUCCACUUGUUCCGUUCUCUAUGGGGAAGGAGGAGAUGAAGAAGAAGAAGGAGAAGAUGAUGAUGAUGACGGUGGAAGAAGAGAGAGAGAGAGAGAGAGAGAAGGUUAUCUUCCUGUUAUUGGUUAUAAAAGAUCACAAAACAUUUUCUUCAAUUCUCAAAUGUCCUCAGGUCAGAAAGAGAGAACAAAAAAGUUUCCUUUUCUCCUUCGACUGAUCAUUUUUAGCAUCGAAUCUUUUUUUUUGUUUAAAUAUUUUCUACUCUAAAUUUGUGGCGGUCAAACUUUCAUGAUGGUCAAGUGUUUAUCUUCAAUUGUCCAGUUGAUUUUAUUUGCUUGUUUCAUUUGGACUAUUGGUGCUACACCGAUGACAACAUUUUCUCCCGAUGAUGAGACUACGAUUGUUGAACAAAGUUCAGAUGAAUUUAGUUCCAAUAUUGAAGUUUGUGGAUCGCAAUUGAUUCAACGGACUCGUCGUGGUGGUCGAGUUGUUGGUGGACAGAAUUCAUAUCCGGGAGAAUUUCCUUGGACAGUUUCAAUACGAUUACCACAUAAACAUCAUUGCGGUGGAACGAUAAUUAACUCAGAGUGGAUUUUAACUGCUGCUCAUUGUGUCUUUAAUUAUGGUAAAGAUGAUUAUCGAGUUCGAUUGGGCUCAAUUCUAAAGGAUGACUUCGAGGAUGAAACUCUUAUUCUAAGGGUCAGUGAUGUGGUCAUUCAUGAUCACUACGCUGCUCCAAGACGAUACUCUCAUGAUAUCGCUCUGUUAAGGUUAGAGACUCCACUUAAUUUCACUGAUUACAUUUCACCGGUGUGUUUGCCCCCAGAGGAACCAACUGAACAGGACACCGAUAAGUACAAAGGCAUCAAGGCGACAGUUGUUGGUUGGGGUUGGACUUCAUUCAAACAGAAACCAGUGAUUAUUGGAUCUUAUCCUCAAGUGCUACAAAAAGUUGACCUCGGAGUGAUUCCUAACGUUGAGUGUAUGGGUUGGUUCAAAUCUCGGGGCAUCUCUUUGGCUCUUGAUGAGAAACAAUUCUGUGCCGGUUACAAAGAUGGCGGAAAAGACUCUUGCAGUGGUGAUUCUGGUGGUCCUUUGGUGGUUAAAAACUUGACCACUGGAAAGUUUCACAUAAUUGGAAUUGUAAGUGCGGGUGUUGCUUGUGCUGAGCCUCGAUUACCGGGUGUCUAUACAAGGGUCACAUCUUAUCUUGAUUGGAUUAAGCAAAUUACCUCAGUUAAUGAGUAAUUUUAUUAUCAAUUAACUUGAUUAAUUCCAUGUAAAUAACUACACUUGUAAAUAGUCAAAGAGAAUCGUUAAAUUUUCAAACAAGAAAUUAAAUUAUUGUAAAAACAGAUAAUCUUUUCGAUUAAUUAAAGUUUUAUUUUGGAA